AUGACGAUCCCCGGACUCCGAGACUGUGGGAAAACCACGCUCGCCCAUGCAAUCGCCAAUGAGACUGGCGUGCCAUUCUACAAGAUAUCCGCGCCGGAAGUCGUAUCUGGGGUCUCUGGAGCUUCUGAGGAAAAUAUUAGAGUCUUGUUUAAGAAGGCGUACAGAACUGCUCCCUCAAUUGUAUUUAUAGAUGAGAUAGACGCAAUUGCAUCCAAGAGGGAGAAUUUGCAACGUGAAAUGGAGCGGCGGAUAGUUACACAGUUAAUGACAUGCAUGGAUGAAUUCCACCAGAAUGUUGGAUCAGAUGGUGGUGACUUGGACUCGCAAUCAUCUGAAAAGAAGCCUGGCUAUGUCAUUGUCAUUGGAGCUACCAAUAGGCCUGAUGCUGUUGACCAAGCGCUUCGGAGACCAGGGAGGUUUGAUCGAGAAAUAUCUCUUGGUGUUCCAGAUGAGAUUGGACGGAAACAGAUUUUGAAGAUGCUUACUCAGAACCUAACACUUGAGAAAGACCAAUUUGACCUGUUCAAGAUAGCAAGGGCUACCCCAGGAUUUGUUGGUGCAGACUUGAAGGCAUUGGUAGAUAAAGCAGGGAAUCUGGCAAUGAAGAGAAUAAUUGUUGAAAGAAAAAAGCAGAGUGGUGGGGGUGAUCUAAACAACAAGCAGGACUGGUGGAGACAUCCUUGGAGUGAAGGUGAAAUGGACAGCCUAUGUAUCACUAUGGAUGACUUUGAGGAAGCAGCCACAAUGGUUCAACCAUCAUUGAGAAGGGAAGGAUUUUCUUCUGUGCCUGACGUCACAUGGGAGGAUGUUGGAGGUCUUGAUUCGUUAAAGAAAGAAUUUGACCGGUGCAUUGUUCGUUGUAUCAAGCACCCUGAAGUUUAUAAGGAUUUCGGAGUGAACAUGCAAGCUGGGUUUUUGCUGUUUGGACCUCCAGGCUGUGGGAAAACACUAAUAGCAAAAGCAGUUGCACAUGAUGCAGGGGCAAAUUUUAUUCACAUUAAGGGGCCUGAGCUACUGAACAAGUAUGUUGGGGAGAGUGAAUCAGAAGUAAGGAAGAUAUUCACCCGUGCAAGGAUUAACUCCCCAUGCAUCCUAUUUUUUGACGAGAUAGAUGCUCUGACAACAAAGAGAGGGAAAGAGGGAGGAUGGGUUGUUGAACGUCUCCUAAACCAGUUACUUGUUGAACUCGAUGGUGCUGAUCAGCGUCAUGGUGUUUAUGUUAUUGGAGCUACGAACAGAAUUGAUGUUAUAGAUGAGGCUGUCCUACGGCCUGGCAGAUUUGGGAAGAAACACUUUGUACCUUUACCUGGUGCCGAUGAGCGGGUUGCGAUAUUGAAAGCACAUACUGAAAAGAAAACUCUUUCUGAAGAUGUUGAUUUGAACGCAAUUGCACGUCGAGAGGAGUGCAAUAAUCUCACUGGUGCCGACCUGGCAUCACUGGUGAAUGAAGCAGCGAUGGCAGCAUUGGAAGAGCGGUGCGAAUUCCUGGCGAAAGGGGACUCGUCAAUGAGUACUGACUUGACUAAUAAGAUUAAACUGCGGCACUUUGAGCAUGCUCUCUCUAAAGUAAAGCCCUCGGUAUCUGAACAGCAAAGGAAACACUUCGACGCGCUGUCAAAGAAAUAUUCGGCCAACUGAUACGCCAUCGUCAUCGUGCUUACGAGGACCAUACUGCAGUUUUGCUUUUUUGUUUUCGCUCAUAUGAUAGCUUAUUGUAGAGAUUGCGUGCGCGACUCUACACUAAGCUAUACAAUUUUGGUAGUGAGGAACUCGUUUUGGGUGUUUGGAAAAUAUGAACUCGUUAUGCUUUGUUGUACGGGCUUUGAUUGGUAGCGACCCCCUUUGUAAUGUUGCAAAAUGCAAAUCGAAGAAUCAUUGAGGAGCUUUCCGCGAA
Molecule: messenger RNA, 1894 nt
Organism: Triticum dicoccoides
Lineage: Eukaryota; Viridiplantae; Streptophyta; Magnoliopsida; Poales; Poaceae
Product: cell division control protein 48 homolog C-like
Exons: 10
Coding region: 1-1638 (545 amino acids)
Molecular function (GO): ATP hydrolysis activity; ATP binding
Source: RefSeq, a predicted model, not a curated record